Perca flavescens (yellow perch) is the source of this 3182-nucleotide messenger RNA. RefSeq lists its product as uncharacterized. The transcript has 14 exons. Bases 1 to 2805 code for a protein of 934 amino acids. The record is from RefSeq and is a predicted model, not a curated record. Lineage: Eukaryota; Metazoa; Chordata; Actinopteri; Perciformes; Percidae.
AUGGAGCAGAAGCCCCUCCCCCUGACAGCUGGGCGGGGAGGAGGAGUAUCUGUUGGCUCUCAAACAGGAAUUCAGAGGAGCGAUGAAGAGUCUGCCGUGCUUCAUCCAGCCGGCAGCUGCACACAGAGGAUGAUGACUCCAUCUGUGGUCUUUGUCUUGCUGGCUGUUCUAGGACAGACCAGCGCCACAUUAGAUACUAAUAUUGCUAGAGGUGGAAACGUGAUUCAGUCCUCCUUGUACGAGAAAGAGGUCCCUGAAAGGGCCAUUGAUGGAAAUCGUGCUAGCAACCUGGGACAGGGAUCCUGUAGCGUCACUAACAAUGAUUUCAAACCAUGGUGGAGACUGGACCUCCUGAAGAAAUAUCACAUCAACACUGUCACCAUCACCAACAGAGGAGAUUGUUGCCACGAGAGAAUCAAUGGUGCUGAGAUCCGCAUUGGAAAUUCCCUCAAUGACAAUGGCAACAAUAACCCCAGAUGUGCUGUUAUCUCGUCUAUGGCAGCUGGGUCCUCCCAAACCUUUGUGUGUAAUGGAAUGGAAGGUCGAUAUGUCAACAUUGUGAUUCCUGGAAGACAAGAAUUCCUGACACUGUGUGAGGUGGAAGUCACUGGUCAGGCUUUAGGUAACACUGCUCCAACUGAUCCUAAUAUUGCUAGAGGUGGAAACGUGAUUCAGUCCUCCCUGUACGAGAAAGAGGUCCCUGAAAGGGCCAUUGAUGGAAAUCGUGCUAGCAACCUGGGACAGGGAUCCUGUAGCGUCACUAACAAUGAUUUAAAACCAUGGUGGAGACUGGACCUCCUGAAGAAAUAUCACAUCAACACUGUCACCAUCACCAACAGAAGAGAUUGUUGCCACGAGAGAAUCAAUGGUGCUGAGAUCCGCAUUGGAGAUUCCCUCAAUGACAAUGGUAACAAUAACCCCAGAUGUGCUGUUAUCUCGUCUAUGGCAGCUGGGUCCUCCCAAACCUUUGUGUGUAAUGGAAUGGAAGGUCGAUAUGUCAACAUUGUGAUUCCUGGAAGACGAGAAUUCCUGACACUGUGUGAGGUGGAAGUCACUGGUCAGGCUUUAGAUACUAAUAUUGCUAGAGGUGGAAACGUGAUUCAGUCCUCCCUGUACGAGAAAGAGGUCCCUGAAAGGGCCAUUGAUGGAAAUCGUGCUAGCAACCUGGGACAGGGAUCCUGUAGCGUCACUAACAAUGAUUUAAAACCAUGGUGGAGACUGGACCUCCUGAAGAAAUAUCACAUCAACACUGUCACCAUCACCAACAGAAGAGAUUGUUGCCACGAGAGAAUCAAUGGUGCUGAGAUCCGCAUUGGAAAUUCCCUCAAUGACAAUGGCAACAAUAACCCCAGAUGUGCUGUUAUCUCGUCUAUGGCAGCUGGGUCCUCCCAAACCUUUGUGUGUAAUGGAAUGGAAGGUCGAUAUGUCAACAUUGUGAUUCCUGGAAGACGAGAAUUCCUGACACUGUGUGAGGUGGAAGUCACUGGUCAGGCUUUAGAUACUAAUAUUGCUAGAGGUGGAAAUGUGAUUCAGUCCUCCCUGUACGAGAAAGAGGUCCCUGAAAGGGCCAUUGAUGGAAAUCGUGCUAGCAACCUGGGACAGGGAUCCUGUAGCGUCACUAACAAUGAUUUAAAACCAUGGUGGAGACUGGACCUCCUGAAGAAAUAUCACAUCAACAAUGUCACCAUCACCAACAGAGGAGAUUGUUGCCCUGAGAGAAUCAAUGGUGCUGAGAUCCGCAUUGGAAAUUCCCUCAAUGACAAUGGCAACAAUAACCCCAGAUGUGCUGUUAUCUCGUCUAUGGCAGCUGGGUCCUCCCAAACCUUUGUGUGUAAUGGAAUGGAAGGUCGAUAUGUCAACAUUGUGAUUCCUGGAAGACGAGAAUUCCUGACACUGUGCGAGGUGGAAGUCACUGGUCAGGCUUUAGAUACUAAUAUUGCUAGAGGUGGAAACGUGAUUCAGUCCUCCCUGUACGAGAAAGAGGUCCCUGAAAGGGCCAUUGAUGGAAAUCGUGCUAGCAACCUGGGACAGGGAUCCUGUAUCGUCACUAACAAUGAUUUAAAACCAUGGUGGAGACUGGACCUCCUGAAGAAAUAUCACAUCAACACUGUCACCAUCACCAACAGAAGAGAUUGUUGCCACGAGAGAAUCAAUGGUGCUGAGAUCCGCAUUGGAAAUUCCCUCAAUGACAAUGGCAACAAUAACCCCAGAUGUGCUGUUAUCUCGUCUAUGGCAGCUGGGUCCUCCCAAACCUUUGUGUGUAAUGGAAUGGAAGGUCGAUAUGUCAACAUUGUGAUUCCUGGAAGACGAGAAUUCCUGACACUGUGCGAGGUGGAAGUCACUGGUCAGGCUUUAGAUACUAAUAUUGCUAGAGGUGGAAACGUGAUUCAGUCCUCCCUGUAUGGGAAGGAUGUCCCUGAAAGGGCCAUUGAUGGAAAUCGUGCUAGCGACUAUGGACAGGGAUCCUGUAGCGUCACUAACAAUGAUUUAAAACCAUGGUGGAGACUGGACCUCCUGAAGACAUAUCAGAUCAACACUGUCACCAUCACCAACAGAGCAGAUUGUUGCCCUGAGAGAAUCAAUGGUGCUGAGAUCCGCAUUGGAAAUUCCCUCAAUGACAAUGGCAACAAUAACCCCAGAUGUGCUGUUAUCUCGUCUAUCAACGCUGGGACCUCCCAAACCUUUGUGUGUAAUGGAAUGGAAGGUCGAUAUGUCAACAUUGUGAUUCCUGGAAGACAAGAAUACCUGACACUGUGUGAGGUGGAAGUCACUGGUCAGCAACAGAAGAAACUGAUUGUUAAAUAAUUUCUUAGUUCAUGUUCGCUUAAUUGUAACGCUACUCUACACAAGUUUGCGUAUUUGGUAUUUUUUUGGUAUUACAUAUCCUAAGGUCAGGACAAUCGUAUGCUGAAGCUUUAUGUAAAACUGAUACAGAUGGUUGUUUCAUACAUUAGCUAACAUAAAAUAAAUGUUAUUGUUCAAAUUUAAAUCGCGAAACAAAAAGAUACAGCUCUAGUAACUGAUUAUACUUACUAUUCUGUGCCACGAAAGCAGCGAGAGAUGCAUUAUUAAACUGAGCUGUGGGAAAAUGAAAGCAAUGGGUGGGAAAUGAUAUACAGUGCACUGACUGCAUUGCAUUUGUUGUAAUUUUUCUUGGGCUUGAUUCUAUCUACUGUACUUAU